AUGCGAACUGAAGACUCACGAUAUCUUCAAUUACUUGAACGACUUCGUCAAGGUCAAUGUAGUUAUGAAGAUUGUGAAUUAUUAUUGACGUGCAUUGUUGGACAGUCAUCAGUAUCUCUUCAUGAACCACCAUGGAAUCAAGCUCCCAUGCUUGUGUUUAGAAAUGAAAUACGAACGCAACUGGAUCACAGAUCGACAAUUCAUAAUGCAAUACAAACAGGUUGCGAUCCAAUGGUGUGUGUUGCCCAGGACUUUUGUAAAGGCAAACCUGUGGAAGAGCCGACAUUCCUUAAGAAAUUAUUGGAAUUAUCCGACAGNUUCUAUGUCAAAGAAUAA
This is a messenger RNA of Adineta ricciae, 336 nucleotides long. NCBI's taxonomy places the organism in Eukaryota, Metazoa, Rotifera, Eurotatoria, Adinetida, Adinetidae. The record is from the annotation of a GenBank genome assembly.